Zymoseptoria tritici IPO323 is the source of this 2667-nucleotide messenger RNA. RefSeq lists its product as uncharacterized. The record is from RefSeq and is a predicted model, not a curated record. Gene Ontology annotation, cellular component: cytoplasm; nucleus. Bases 1 to 2667 code for a protein of 888 amino acids. Gene Ontology annotation, biological process: protein import into nucleus. The transcript is spliced from 3 exons. NCBI's taxonomy places the organism in Eukaryota, Fungi, Ascomycota, Dothideomycetes, Mycosphaerellales, Mycosphaerellaceae. Gene Ontology annotation, molecular function: small GTPase binding; nuclear import signal receptor activity.
AUGGAUGUCAACGCCGUCCUCACCGGCACCAUCUCGCCCGAUGCCAACGUCCGUGCAGCCGCCGAGCAGCAGCUCAACCAGGCGGCGGAUCAAGACUUUCCCGGCUACCUCGUCACCCUCUCUCGCGAACUCGCCAAUGAACAGGCCGACUCCUCCGUGCGCAUGGCCGCGGGCCUCAUGCUCAAGAACGCCUUUGCCGCCCGCGAUUUCGCCCGUCUCCGCGACGCACAGCAGCGAUGGCUGGAACAGUUGGACCCACAAAUCAAGCAACAGGUCAAGACAUUCGCACUGCAGACACUCAACACCAACGACAUGCGAGCGGCGCAAUCCGCGGCACAAUUCAUCGCCUCCAUCGCUGCGAUAGAGCUGCCAAGAGAAUUAUGGCCGGAACUCAUGCCAACACUGGUGGAGAAUGUGGGCAAGGGAAAUGACCACCAAAAACAGGCCUCUCUCACCACGAUCGGAUUUGUGUGUGAGACGGACGAUCAGGACCUCCGCGACAGUCUCGCUCAGCACAGCAAUGCCAUCCUCACGGCCGUCGUUCAGGGUGCACGGAAAGAGGAGCCCAACAAUGAGAUUCGAAAUGCUGCCAUUACCGCGCUCGGCGAUUCGCUCGAGUUUGUGCGCACCAAUUUCGAGAACGAAGGCGAGCGCAACUACAUCAUGCAGGUGAUUUGCGAGGCCACCCAGGCAGAUGACAACCGCAUUCAACAAGGCGCAUACGGGUGCUUGAACCGUAUCAUGGGACUGUACUACGAGAAGAUGCGAUUCUACAUGGAGAAGGCACUCUUCGGCCUGACGAUCCAAGGCAUGAAGAAUGAUGAGGAAGAUGUUGCCAAGCUCGCGGUCGAGUUCUGGUGCACAGUCUGUGAAGAGGAGAUCAGCAUCGAGGAUGAUAACGCACAAGCACAGUCAGAGGGCAGCACCGAGCUGCGGCCGUACUUCAACUUUGCCCGCGUUGCAACUCAAGAGGUCGUGCCGGUGUUGCUCGAGCUUCUUGCCAAGCAGGAUGAGGAUGCGGCGGAUGAAGAGUACAACGUCUCGCGUGCUGCGUACCAGUGUGUGCAACUCUGGUCGCAAGCCGUCGGCAGCCAAAUUGUCCCACCUGUGCUGAGCUUUGUCGAGAAGAACUUGAGGAGCGAAGACUGGCACUACCGUGAUGCGGCCGUGUCUGCUUUCGGCGCGAUGAUGGAGGGUCCGGAUGAGAAGGUGUUGGACCCACUCGUCAAGCAGGCUCUGCCCGUUCUCAUCAACAUGAUGGCCGAUCAGCACGUCUCCGUCCGCGACUCUGCCGCUUUCGCUUUGGGACGCAUUUGUGAAGCUGUCUCCGACUCCAUCGACCCGGCCGAGCAUCUUCAACCACUCAUUACCGCUCUCUUCCAAGGAUUGGCAUCACACCCAAAGAUGGCCAGCUCUUGCUGCUGGGCGUUGAUGAACCUUGCGGAUCGAUUCGCUGGUGAGCCCGGCUGCCAGACCAAUGCCUUGUCGCAGCACUUCCAAGCUAGCGUGCAGCAUCUCCUCCAGCUGACCGAGAGCACCAACGAGAACACCCUCCGCACGGCUGCGUACGAAGUCCUCAACGCCUUUGUCACCAAUGCCGCAAAUGACUCUGUCCAGAUGGUCGCCAGCUUGAGCGAUGUCAUCAUCGAGCGUCUCGAGAAGACCAUUCCAUUGUUGACUCAAGUCGUCUCCGUCGAGGACCGCCUCACGCUGGAUGAGAUGCAGACUUCCCUCGCAUCCGUCAUCAUGGCCGUGGUACAGCGUUUGGAGCACGAGGUCGCGCCUCAAGCGGAUCGUAUCAUGACUCUCAUGCUUGGCCUUCUCCAAGCUCUGCCACCCAAGUCGUCAGUCCCAGACACCAUCUUUGCCACAAUUGGAUCUCUGGCCAAUGCACUCGAGGGCGACUUUGAGAAGUACAUGCAAUCAUUCGAGCCAUUCCUGACCAACGCCUUGAAGAAUCAAGAAGAGCCUCAACUCUGCUCUAUCGCGAUUGGACUGGUCACUGAUAUCACUCGUGCGCUCGACGAGAAGGUGCAGCCGUUCUGCGAUGCUUUCAUGAACUGCCUUCUCAACAACUUGAGGAGUACCGCUCUUGGUAACCAGUUCAAGCCCGCGAUCUUGCAGUCGUUCGGAGACAUUGCUCAGGCGAUUGGUGGACAAUUCGAGACGUACCUUUCUGUCGUGGCGCAGGUCUUGCAACAGGCCGCCGGCAUCAGCUCGCAGGAGAAUGCUGCCAACUUUGAAAUGCUCGACUAUAUUGUCUCUUUGCGGGAGGGUAUCAUGGAUGCCUGGAGUGGUAUCGUCAUGGCGUUGCGCGCCUCCGGCAAACAGCAACUCCUCCAACCAUAUGUGGAGUCCAUCUUUCAACUCCUCCAAAGCGUCUACGCCGACCCGAACCGCACCGAAGCACUUCUCCGAUCAAGCAUGGGUGUUGUUGGUGAUAUCUCCGAGGCCUUCCCCAAUGGAGAGUUCAGCCAACACUUCCGCGAGGAAUGGCUCACGUCAAUGGCUCGCGAGACUCGUGCCAACAAGGACUUCUCCCAACGCACUCAAGACACGGCCCGCUGGGCUCGUGAGCAGAUCAAGCGUCAAUCAGGUAAGACUGCUGUGGAAUUUCUCCUCGCUAACGGACUGAUGCUGCCCCAAAAUCAACGCCGUCGGUGGUGA